AUGAGAUCUUCCGAAAACAUUCCGACGUUCAAGAUAUCACCAUCGCAAUUCUCAUCAUCUAGCAGCAGCGAUAUCAUUGAGGUGACGCCUCAAUUCCCGAUGAGCAACUAUCGCUUUGAACCACGUUCGGCAUCCAAUGGUUCCCAUUCCUUCAGAAGGACAAGUGUUCCGGACAACAACCAAUCCAAUGCACUGACGAGCCCUCCAACAAACAGAGAAACGGGCAAGAUUUUCUUCAAAACCCGUAUUUGUACUAGGUUCCGGUUUGGUACAUGUAGAAACGGUGAAAGUUGUACCUUUGCUCAUGGGGUUGGAGAGAUAAGGCAGCCACCGCCAAACUGGCAGGAGCUUGUCUGUCCUCGUACUGAAGAACGGCUGCAAGUGGGCAGGAAUUUGAAUGAUGGUCAAAAAAUCAUUCACAAGAUGAAGCUCUGCAAGAAAUAUUGCAAUGGGGAGGAAUGUCCUUAUGGUGAUAACUGUAACUUUCUUCAUGAGGAUCCUGCCAAGUUUAGGGACGACUCUUGGAAAACAAGAGAGUCCUCUGCAAUCAAUAUUGAAACUUCUAAUCAUUUGGAAGGCAGUAGGGCUGUAACUAAGCAGGAAAGGGACACUUAUUGGAAGACUAAGAUAUGUCUCAAGUGGAUCAAUACCGGGAGCUGUCUCUUUGGUGACGGUUGUCACUUUGCUCAUGGAGAUGCAGAGUUACAAGUUCCUGGUAGAGGCAUUGAAGCGGAAGCUAUAGUUGCUAUAGAAAAUUCAACAAAACCUGUCAUUCCAACUUUACCAACUACAGGUUCUUCUGCUAAUAAUGCACCUACCUUACCAAUAAGUGUCCCUGUGGCGACGGAAGAGGGGAAGAAAGCCAAGAAGGAAUUACUUUGGAAGAAAUUAAACAAGAUCAACCGUAUUUAUGGCGAUUGGAUUGAUGAUUUACCUCUUGAUCGUCCUGAUUUGCCAAGAGAGCCCUGA
This is a messenger RNA of Vicia faba (fava bean), 969 nucleotides long. The record is from the annotation of a GenBank genome assembly. Lineage: Eukaryota; Viridiplantae; Streptophyta; Magnoliopsida; Fabales; Fabaceae.